ACUCGCACCUGCCUGGUUUCCCCAUAAUGCAAUAUGCAAGAUGGGACUGCUCCGCAAGGACAUCACUUCUAACAGCUUUCAACAUCAGCUGUAGAAAAAAAAAGGAUCUUGCAAGGACAGAGUCCUGGUGGUCAGCCUCGAAGCAUAGGUCUAAUAUCAGUAGACAAUAUCUCCAUCAGCAUUGCCAGGAAUCGCCCUAAAGCAUCAUGGGAAGCUCGUCCUCCAAAUUCCGCAAACAUCUCCAGAAUGGCGACGAGUAUGCAGCGCUGCAGCUGUAUGAAAGCAAUGCAGAUCUGCGAAAGGCGCUGGACCCGAACAUGUCAUACGGGGAGACGUACCAGCAUCAGACUCCUUUACACUUUGCAGCACAGUAUGCUAUGAAGUCCUUACUCAGGAUAUUCCUACAUGACCUACAAGGCAAUCCUAACAAAAAGAAUGGUAAGAACCAGUCAGCCCUCCAUUUGGUUUGCACCAUCAACCCUGGCAACCCCAAUCAGACUCGGCCUAUGGCGCGGCAGAGACGCGUGGACUGUAUUGCCAUGUUGCUGCAGUGGCGAGGGGCAGAUCUCAAAGAUGGACAAAUGGAGAAGGUGGAGCUGGGGGCACAGGAUGAGGACAAAAACACUGGUCUCCACUAUGCUGCCAGCUCUGGUCUCAAGAGAUGUGUGGAGUUUUUGGUCAACAAUGGUGCACCCCUGUUUAUAGAGAAUGUGGAUAAUGAGACGCCCUGUGACUGUGCUGAGAGGGCAGGCUUCUCUGAUAUAGCCCUCUACCUGGAGUCCAAGAUGGUUUUCUCUAAUGACAUGGCCGUGGAUGAAAAUGAGGAUGCUGCCAUUGUUUCUAUUGACCUACAGGAGGAAUACAGUGGUCUUAAAGCUCAAGACUUGCAGGAGGCCAAGGAUCAACUGCUGGUGGAAACAUCAGAUAUGUUGAGGGUGCCACUGUUCACUGCUGAGGCCCUGCUCAGAAACCAUGAAUGGUCCAGAGAAAUGCUCCUGGAAGCCUGGAUGAGGGAUGCUAUAGUCUGCUGUGAGAAGAGCGGGGUGAAUCCACCAUCCAGUGUGUUUGAGGAUCUGAUGGCUCAGUCCUCUGAGGACUCAGACACUCUCAGAAGUGUCACGCCACGUCACCACGGACAAUCUGACAUACUCUGUGAUAUAUGUGCAAACUACAUUCCAAGUGAUGAGACGGCAGUUCCCAUGUCAUGUGAACACAGGUUUUGUCGAGCAUGCUGGGAAGGCUAUUUAAAUGUGAAAAUCCAAGAGGGUGAGGCCCAUAACAUUACCUGCCCUGCUUAUGACUGUAUCAAACUUGUACCUGUAGAACUCAUUGAGGAGAUUGUCUCAAGAGAUAUGGCCAGGAGAUAUCUGCAGUUUGACAUACAGGCGUUUGUUGACAGCAACCCCAAUAUCAAGUGGUGUCCGUCUCCUGGCUGUAUCCGAGCAGUAAAACUACCAGAUAUGGAUGGCGCUAGUGGUGUCAUGUCACCAGUUCAGCCGUCUAUCGCCAGUAAACUUCCUGGGGACACCUCCAGAUCUGUGGAUUGUGGGAGUGGCCAUUAUUUUUGUUGGGACUGUCUUGGUGAAGCUCAUGCUCCUGCCAGCUGUGAAAACUGGAGUAAAUGGUUUCAAAAAAUUUCAGAGAUCUGCCCAGAAGCAUUAUGUGACACGAGUGGAGCAGUGGAGACAUCAGCCAAUAUACUGUGGUUGGUGACCAAUGCCAAGCCUUGUCCCAACUGCAAGUCUCCUAUACAGAAAAACGAGGGGUGCAAUCAUAUGAAAUGUUCAAAGUGCAAACACGACUUCUGCUGGGUGUGUCUGGAGCAGUGGAAGAAACACAGUUCUGCUACUGGGGGGUACUUUAGGUGCAAUAGAUAUGAUGUGUCAAAGAAAGUUGAUGAACAGACAGAAGUGCAAAAGACAGAGGCUGAGCAGAAGCACAUGGCUAACAAAGAAAUGCACAAGUUUGUCCACUAUUACACUAGGUUUAAAAACCAUGACAAUAGUUUCAAGCUGGAGGAACCAUUGCUUACCACUGCCAAAGAAAAGAUGCUGAUACUUGCCAAUGCAGUCAGCGAUCCAGCAACUGCAGAUAUUGAGACCAAGUUUAUAGAAGAUGCAGUCCACCAAUUGCUCAAGGCACGGCGCGUCCUGAAGUGUUCUUAUGUCUAUGGUUAUUACAUAGAAGAAGUAGGAAUUAGAAAACCCAUCUUUGAAUUCAUGCAGACGGAGCUGGAAGAGGCAACAGAGAACUUAUCUCAGAUGAUCAAUCGCCCAUACUUACGUACACCACGGAACAAGAUUAUAGGUCAGGCUCAGCUGGUCACACGGAAACGCCAUGACUUGAUAGGCGCCAUUGCACGAGGCUUGGUGCCCGUUGAUCUGUCUCCUGGGAAUUCUAGGAAAAAAUACAGUUUUGAUGUAGAUGAGGACACCAAGAAAGCCCUGCUAGACUCCAUUCAAGACAUGGAGCUGCCCAACCCCUGGGUUAUGGACAGUUCAGGGCGCCACACCAAUGUCUCUGCACUCUUUGACUGGCCUGACUCCAGCCCUGAGGAGUCCGAGGAUGAGCAGGAGGAAGAGCAGGGGGAGGGGAAAGCUGGGCAAACUCCUUCAGUCACUAGUGAUGUUUGUCGGCGAACAGACUGCAGCAAACCAAGGGCCAGGAAUAAAAGAACAGGAGGAAUGCAUGAGUACUGUAGUCUGCGCUGUCUUAGGAAGGACAGAGUGGGGAAAGAAGGAGUGUCCAGUCCUCGUCCAUCGGAGUUAGUUGCAGACUAUCAGCUUGACCUCCUCCGUGCCUUAGAGAUGUCUCGGCUUCAGCUGCUUCGAGAUGUCGCCUCCCUGGGACCAUCAGCUGAUGCAGCAAGUUCAAGCAAUCGAUUGAAUAUGGAGAUUCCAUUGCCUGAACCUCUUCCACCACGGCCAGAGGAAACUGCACCAAAGAGCCCCGUGUCCAAGGUGUCCACUAGUCCAUUGUCCAGUAGUCCGAGCAGGACAGGACGGUCAAUCAACUCCCCUAGGCUGCCUAGAGUAGUUCGACGGGGGACAGCCAAUAGGAGUGAGCGACAGCCUCCCGCUGCUGCCACCGAUGUGGAAGAUUUUGAUCCAGAGUUGCAACGUGCAAUUGAACUGUCUCGAAUUACUGCAGAAGAGGAGGACACAGAACUGAAAAUGGCAAUACAGCUGUCUUUACAAGACUCUGCCCCAAACUCCCCCUUGGAGGCCAGCAUCCCCAUCACUUGUGUGGACGUCCAUGCCACGGACACUCCAGUCACCCCUGUCCACAGCAUGCAUGUGCCGACGCUAAGUGGUACAGAAGCUCAGUUGAUUUUAGCACCUCUUACAGAGCCUUCAUUGUGUGUGGAUGAGGAAGGAGAUAUGGAGUUAGAGAAAAGUGUGUUAGGAAGUAAAUUGCCAGGUGUUUCCGUUUAUAGCCUUCAGGAGAGCAAUCAAGAACCACAGGACACUAAGAGCCUAGAAAUACCCGAGUAUACUGCUACUGCCACCAGAAAUGCACAAUCAAACAUUUCAAUGGACCCCAGUGAUGGUAGUGACCCAGUUGACCAGAUAUCUGGAGAUAGGGACCACAAUGACAAUAACAACCAGUCAGUAUUGACCCCGAGAGAUGACCACUCCAGUAGCUCUGAGAAAUCACAGGAGGAAGAGGAGCUGGAUACUCAUGUGAAAAUGUUACUGGCCUACAGUGACUCUAUAGUGACCAGUAGUGCACUGACCACUUCAAAGGAUGACAGUGACUCUACUGCGGCCUGUUUGGAAAGUCCACUGGACACUAGACAGCAUGAAGAAGGAAUGGGUGGAGCCAGACCAAAGCACAAACCACAUCAGGCUCCUCGACAUCACAAAGAAGGUCAAGGUCAUGCACAAGGUCAAGGUCAUCCCAGGGAAUCAGAAGAAGACCCUCAGUGCUCUGGGACGUGUCAUGGUGCCUAUGGAAACAGUUUUGGUCUGAUCAAGAACAUUUCUGUGAAUAAUAUUUUGGCUAUGGAUGUGAACAAAACUAAAGAGUUCGAAAAGAAAGAUUUCAGUCACCUUUACUCCUAUGUGAAAACUCCCACGGAAGACCUUCCAAGUGCCAUUCAUGGGGAGGUUGCUGCUGCAUCAGUUCCUUUACAGUUCAAUAUUGAUGUGUGUGGGGCCCAGAGCAUUGGGGCAGGGCCUCCAGUGGUCGACCCAGCAGUUACCACCCUCGAUGAGUGGACAGAAUAUCUGACCUCCUCUGCCGUGUCCACCAGCCCCACUGUCCACUGCAUCAGUACUUACACUGACCAGGUGCCCAUGGCAACCACAGAUAACAUGGACAAGUGGUCCGUUUCUUCUUCGUCUACAAAGGAGAUGGAAUCGGAAACAUCACCACUUCUUCUUAACAAUGAGAGUAAUCUGCCCUCAGGGUCCUCAUCCUCAGGAAAGGUUGUGAUUCACGGACAGAAUGAUCUGAACAGGGGACCAUCUUCUGGGAGUGGUGAGAGGGAGACCUCCCUGUGGGCCAGGCAUUCAGCUAAUCAGAUCACUCUUACAGAUUUAACCCAGGAUGAUGAAGACGAUAUGGUAUAUGUAUGAGAUAGCUCUGUGGCUCCCAAAUGUUUGUAUCCUAAGUGCGAGCAUUUGUAACUCCCUUUUAUCUCCAGAUUGCACAUUUAUGUGAAAAAUGUGACUGACAAGACAGUUACAAGAAUGUAUGUUAAUUACUAAUAUUUGAGAAAAGGUUACAAAUUUUUUGCAUACUCCAGCUGCAAAUGCUCUAUAUUAGAUCAACAGCAGUGCCUUUGAGUCAGAGUUAUUGAUUCAAUAUCUUUAGAUAUAAAACUGACCAGAUAAAACUCUUACCUUUGGGUAUUGGGUUUUCAUCACUGUAUAAAAAUAUCUAAAAUGAUGUGAAAGUUAGUUUACAAUUUAUGAAAUCCUAAAUAGGCAAGGUUCAAAGUCAUUGUAUCAUCAGUGUCUUGAUUCUAAAGGUCACCUGUAAAUUGGACCAAUGACAUCUGAAGGUAGGGAAAAGUUAGAGUUGGUGACCAUGUAAAGUAAUUAACAUCUUAUGCUCAGUGACCUUGGAAGGGGGAUUCUCAAUUUACAUGAUAUUUAUUCCCAGUGAAAUUCUUAAUUAAAUCAUGAACAUUUGCUUCAGCACCUCAUUCUGUUGUGAUCCUUUAAAUUAUGAAUAAUUUACCAAAGUUUUGCACAAAUAUUCAAGGUUUGAUAUGAAACCCAGUGAUGGACUUCUGAUCAGUCAAGUCAUAUUAAUCCCAUAUAUGUAUCUGUAAAUGGGUGUGAUAGUUGAUAAUUGAAAUGAAUAGUACAUGUAAGUAUUGAAUGGGCAUGUUUCUUUCUUUUGGAAUAUAUGUAAUACAUCGUGAUGUAGCUGUAAUUUACAAACAUGAUUUUUUCAACCUUGGUGUGAAGCUUUGUUGUGUAAUCCAGAUGCUUAGUUACAGUUUUUUUAAGCAGUUUUUUUUCUGCAAUUAUUUUCAGAUUUUGAAGGAUUCUAAUCGGUGAAUUAAAUUAUUUAUUUAUUUAUUUUGCAAAGCUGGCCUUUGUUUCAGGAAACUGAUAUUUUGAAAGAGGCAACACAUUUAGAAAAGGAUUUUGUAGCAGUUCAAGUAAUACUUUUUCUUUCUGCAAUGGGUAUAUCUCCAAUUGUGAUUUCAACAAGUAACCUAAUAUUAUUUUAUUCUAAUAUUGCUUGAAUCCAUAAAGUGGCACAAUUGGCUGCAAUGAUUGUAGGGUCUAAUUUACAUGUAUCUUUGUGCCUUAAAUGUAGUUUUUGUUGUGUUCAGAAUAUGGUAAUACUGCUCUUUGUUUGGCAUUGUUUUUUUUUUUUUUUUUUUUUUCGUUGAAAGAUGAAUACUUCACACUGUUUCUUCAGAUUGCAGCCUUUUGCUUACUUAGUGGCACCUGCAAAUAAUAGUCUUGGGAAUUGUGAGUUUUUUUCUUUCAAAUGUUUGUGAUAUCAGUAUUAGGUGCAUCUCUUUGUGAAGUGCAGGACAUAUUUUGCUUAAUUGAUGUCAAGCCCCAUAAACUUUAGUUCAGAUUAUUUAGCCAUAUACUAGUAUGUGUAAAAAAAAACUGAAUUUAAAUUUUGUUUGUUUGUCAGUGUAUCUGCAUCAGUUGAAUAUGAAUUCCUAUAAGUAAUACAUCUAUGACAUUUCAUAUUUUCUUCAAAAGUAAUAUAUGCCAAUUUUAAGUUCAGCUCUCUAAGUGAGAAACCAGUCUUAACUCCUUGACUCAAUUCUCACCAGAUGGAAUUCUUAUUUCUCAAAAUAGAUAAUAGUUGUUUAUAAAUGAAGGUGUUGGCACUUGAGGCUUGUUGGCAAAAGUGACAUGGAAAAAAUAAUUCUCUAUGAAACUAAGUCUUUGUCUGAAAACCAAACCAGUGAAUUGAAACUAAACUUCUCAUGUUUUAUACAAAUUUGAUAUUUAAUCAGAAAGUUUAUGUUGUGAUUUGUAUAAAGAAAUCAAUACUCCAGAACUGUGUGUAAGUGUCAAAGAAAGUGGAUACUUAUUUUAAUAAAGUAUGAAGAAAGAUCAUUAAAGCUUUUUAAAUAUAUGAUAUAUUUAUUAAUCACCAAUUUUUGUUCUUAGGAUAACAUUGUCUUUAAAUGUUUUCUUGACUACAGCCAAUACUUGGAAUUUUACAUUUAUUUUGAAUUUUUUGACAAUGGGCGAACCCCCCUCCCCCUCCUUGCUUGUUUACCGCUAGUCUAUUAGUGAAAAAGUUUGCAUCAGCUUUGGCUAAAUCUCUUAGUUCUAAUGCAGUCUGCUAGAAAAAACAAUUAUAAGGCAGUGAAAUUGUCUUUGGUAGCCCUCUGCAGCAGAAAGCUAUAUACUGUUUUCAAAUGAAUAAGUGUUAAAUAUUUUAAAAUGCACAGUUAAGCUUAAGCCAAGAGGGUUAUUUUAUCAACAUUUCCCAUUGCAGCUAUGUUAAAGCAUAUGGCAUGUCUGAUUUGAAAUAAGUUGGAACAAAGCUUCUGCUAUUAAUGCGUACGCGGUGUAACAAAUUGUGCUGUUCGAUUUUUGUAUCAUAGCUUGUAAGGUUUUCUUAAUAUAUACAUUGUAUGUACUCCAUUAUAUGUAUAAUAUAUAUAAAUUUAGAUGAUAUGUUUACAAAGAGUGAAGAACGUAAUACCGGCCUUUGUGGUCAGUUUUAUUUAGGAUUAAUUGAUUUUUGUAAUAAUGAUAUAUAUAUUACUUGAAAAUAACGGCGAUGUUUACUAUUCUGUGCAUGCGUACUGCAAACUACCUAUAGGUGGUUUGUUGUG
Lingula anatina is the source of this 7276-nucleotide messenger RNA. RefSeq lists its product as uncharacterized. Gene Ontology annotation, molecular function: zinc ion binding; ubiquitin-protein transferase activity; protein binding. The record is from RefSeq and is a predicted model, not a curated record. Gene Ontology annotation, biological process: protein ubiquitination. Lineage: Eukaryota; Metazoa; Brachiopoda; Lingulata; Lingulida; Lingulidae.